AUGUUCAGAAGAGUUCCCUUUUGUUCCCGGAAAGUCACAAGGGGCUUCAAUGCCCGAAGACUCGUCUCUAGUCGAACGGCAGCUGCCACAGUGAAGCCCAGAUGGAAAAUUCCCACAAUUUCAGCACUUUUGCUUUCUGCUGCUGCACUUUCCUGGUACUCAAUUCCUGUUGCUCUGGCUUUGGAGGCCCCAGGCAUCACCGUCGAGGAAUUGCAAAAACACACCUCUGCAGAAAGCGUGUGGGUAGCCAUCAACGGUAAAGUCUACGACUUGACAGGUUUCUUGUCCAGACACCCUGGAGGAGCCAACAUCAUCCUUAGUUACGCGGGAAAGAACGCCUCCACCAUCUUCAACAAGUACCAUGCUCCCAACUUCGUGGACAAGUACUUGACUCCCGAGGAGUGCUUGGGUCCUUUGAUUGGCGAAUUGGAGCCGGAGAAGGAUAUCACCGAAGUGGGCGGCAGCGAAUUGAGGCAGGAGUAUAUCGAAAACAUGCCGCCAAUCUCGGAAAUCUUCCGUGUCAGCGAUUUCGAGUACAUUGCUAAGAAAAUCCUUCCGCCAUCUGCAUGGUACUACUACUCGAGUGCCGCCGACGACGAAGUCACACUCAGAGAAAACCACAAUGCAUUUUCCAGGAUAUUCUUCAAGCCACGUGUGCUUGUGGAUGUCAGCAACGUGGACUUGUCAACCACCUUGAUGGGUCUGCCUGCCUCGGUGCCUUUCUACUCUUCAGCCACGGCACAAGGCAAAUUGGGCCAUCCAGAUGGCGAGUGCUCCAUUGCAAAGGGCUGUGGAAAAGAAGGCGUUAUUCAGAUGAUCUCGAACUACUCGUCGUAUCCCCUAGCGGACAUUGUGGGCGUUGCAGAGAAAAAUCAACCCCAGUGGUUUCAGGUGUACCAUGAAGGCGAGUCCAACUCGAAACUGUUGGUGUCAGAGUGCGACGAACUUGGCCUCAAGGGUAUUUUUGUCACCGUUGACACCCCGGAACUUGGGCGUAGAGAAAAGGAUAUGAGGUUACGUGCUCAGAUCGAGGCAAAUUCCGACUUGCUGGACGACUCCUCGGGAGCUCAAGAGCUCAAGUCUGCCGUUUCCUACGGUAAAGAUACCUCUGUGACGUGGAAAGACGUGGAAAAGAUUUCCUCGUGGACCAACAUUCCUGUGGCGGUCAAGGGAGUACAGAGUGUUGAAGAUGUCGUUUUAGCUGCAGAAAAGGGAGUGAAGGCGGUGGUGAUUUCCAACCAUGGAGGUCGCCAGUUGGACUAUAGCCGUGCUCCAGUGGAGGUUUUGGCAGAUGCCGUGCCUGUUCUUAAGGAAAAGGGCUUGGACGGCAAGAUUGACAUUUUUGUGGAUGGUGGAGUCAGACGUGGGUCUGACAUUAUCAAGUGUUUGGCAUUGGGGGCCAAGGGUGUGGGUUUGGGUAGGGUUUUCCUUUAUGCCAACUCUUGUUAUGGGGAGGAGGGUGUUAGAAAAGCCAUCGACUUGUUGAGGUCUGAAAUGAUUUUGGACAUGAAACUCUUGGGCGUGACAAAGAUAUCAGAACUCGGUCGGCAGCAUUUGGACUUGAGGAGCAUCCACAACAGGCUACCGCCUAACGACAACUUGUACAAUGGAAACUACGAGCCAUUAUCACCGCCAACUUUCCAGCACGAGCGUUAG
Molecule: messenger RNA, 1656 nt
Organism: Candidozyma duobushaemuli
Lineage: Eukaryota; Fungi; Ascomycota; Pichiomycetes; Serinales; Metschnikowiaceae
Product: FMN-dependent alpha-hydroxy acid dehydrogenase
Exons: 1
Coding region: 1-1656 (551 amino acids)
Biological process (GO): lactate metabolic process
Molecular function (GO): L-lactate dehydrogenase (cytochrome) activity; heme binding
Source: RefSeq, a predicted model, not a curated record